AUGCUUACGUGUCUACCCGUAUUGCUAACGUACGCGCAAGCUGCGCUAGCCAACGCUCACAACCCUAAAGAGAGAGCAGUAGUCAGAGACGCGCUCCGCUUUAUCGCAGGACAGAACGCAUUCGCAGACGCGAUCGAGAGCUCUAAAGGACCCGCGACCCAACUCUUCCGUGAACUUAGCCAUAACUGGGAGACAGGGAAUCCCAAUAUCAUUACAAACUCGUCCGAGGGUACUCAGGAACCCAGAGCCCCUUGA
Penicillium psychrosexuale is the source of this 255-nucleotide messenger RNA. RefSeq lists its product as uncharacterized. Bases 1 to 255 code for a protein of 84 amino acids. The transcript has a single exon. NCBI's taxonomy places the organism in Eukaryota, Fungi, Ascomycota, Eurotiomycetes, Eurotiales, Aspergillaceae. The record is from RefSeq and is a predicted model, not a curated record.